AAAUGCCCCUGCAUGAGAAUUGUGCAGUUGGGUGUUCGAUUCCACUUUCCCAGACCCUGCUCUUUGUUGGCAUGCUGGUGUCACUGAUUGUCAGCAUUUAACCCUUUCCCUGCUGGCAUUUCUCCAAGCCCUCUGCACAGCUACUGGGCUAUAAAGGGUCUUUGGGAGAGCCUGGAUUAGCAGCUAUGCAGUGGUGGGGUAGAAGGGCUGACAGACACACCUGCUGCCCUUCGGCCAAGCUAAUGGACUUUGUUCCUUGGAGAAGGAUUGAAGAGUGGGAGUAAUCAUUAGGAAAUGCUUUUCCAUAGGCAGCCAGGCUGGUAAAUUCAGGAUAGUUUUGGAUUUGCCACAUAGCCAUCCAAGCAAUGUGCUGGUCUCAGAAUUGAGGGCCUGGGUUUGCCAUCUAAGUGGGUUCGAUACAGCUUUUCUAUUAAAAACUUACAUAUCGCCAAAGGGUGGAGUCUGUCCUGAGAUGCACACACAUAACAUUACAAAUCCAGGGAAAAACAUCUACUAUGUAAGUGUAGGUGGGUUAGCUUCAAGCAUUAAACUCUCAGAACAAAUAAACAAGGGGGCAAAAUUCACAAGAAUUGCAAGCACCAGAAGAAAGAAGUAGAAUUUGAAGGACCUGCCCAUUUAUGAUUUACAAAUUGUGACUGGUGUUAUGCCCUGGAAUGUAAAUCUUACAAAAUGUGGUGGUUUCCAAAAAGCCUAUCUGACUCCAUGGUUGUAUCUUUGGCUUCUCACUUCUUAGCUGAACUAUUUCACUUCUGGUCCUCUGGGACCAGAGCCUAGAGCCAUUCAGAUGUCAGCUUUGCCAUACAGGUUUUCUGAAGUCUUCCUGGGUGGCUGUCAGAGCCAUAAUGAUUUGCCAUAUGAAACCCAUGGAGCCUUGUGAGACCAUGGAAAGGGUGGAAUGAUUGCUUGUCUUUAAUGAGAGCUGAGCUAAGGCUUAGACUGAGUCCCAGGUGCCUCCAGCCAGACAUUAUUAGCCCUUGUUAAGCAUUAUUAUGGAUAAAGCGAUGGUUUCUUAUAAUAUUUCAACAAAGAGAUAAAAGUUGGAGAAGUUCUACUUAAAGUUUAUUGAUUUUAUUCUGUUUUUUUUCUACAACCACCUACAAAUCUGGCCACCUGCUUUACUACUUCUUAAUUUUUUGGGGGUUUUUUGAAGCAUUUUUUGAGAAAGUGCUCCUCACUUCUUUCUUCUAAGCUCUCGGCAGGCAACACACCUUUCUUUUGUUCAUAUGAAAAGCAUUUAAAAAUAAAUUUAUUACAAAAGCCACUGCUAUUGUUCUAACUUAAUAUUUGCAGAGGAAAUGCAAUUAUGGCUAACGAGCAGAUUAGUCCUUUUUUUUUAAUCCCCAGUUUGUCUGAUUAAGGUAGAUAGAAUUAUAGGAAAGUGCCUUGUGAGUUAAACAGAAGACAAUAUCAUUUAUUCUGCCCUGAAAUGAAUGGUUUGAUUUACACAGGUUGUGUGGUACAGCUGCACUAACUGGUCACCUUUAAAAUGUGUAGGUUUGUUGGAAGUCAGAUCUCUCCUACGCCCCCAUUAUAAGCAUUAAAGUCUCUUUGAAUCAUUGUAGGAGAUAUUACAGAAGGAGACUGUGGCAUUUAUUUACAUUUUAUGCUCAUUGUAGCCACCCACACUGGUUCUCUUACAGAUCUCAUUCACUGUCAUGCAGCAAGUUCUGUCCAGCCCCAAUCACUUGUGUGCAACAUACAUCACAAGGGGUGAUGCCUGUGAAUUCUUCACUAAACAUCCCAGUUUUGGGGCAGUUGUUUAGUAAUCCUUAACAAACAAUAGUUGUUUUGUGAUGAUCCUUUGCUGCAGUCUCUCUUCCUGCCUGGCUGCAAGGGAGGCAAAUGGGAGAUGUCUAUUCUCUGCUGUCAGGGAGGAGGCUCUCCCUCAAGCGAGUUGUGUGUCCAGUGGUUAUCAGUCCAAAACUUUUUUUCUGGUGUAAUUUGUUAUAAAUUCAAACCAUUCUUAGUCCCCCAGUUCUAUUUCUUCUGGCACUUACAGAAAAAGAUUUUAAUCUGUGCUAAUCCAAAUAUUUCUUUUACAAAUCUCUGUGCUGAUGACUGGUUCCUGCAGAUGCCAUCUCUAGUUUUGAAGAGCUUCUUGGUUCUGCUCAGAGAACAUACAAAUGACAGGGGCCCAAGACACCCAAGCAGUUAGAAUGAGAAAGAACUUGCUCACAUUUUCCCAACAAAAGCAGAAGUAAAUCUCACAUUUAGUAAGUAAACUUAAUUCCAAUUAUUCACUGCCCAUUAUAAUUCACAUUGAUGAAGAGUUGCCACUGCCUCUUGACCACUUGGCUCCAAUUUCUUUCACAGCAGCUUGUCACCUUCCUCAAAGGCAGAGCAUCCGGACCACACCAACUCCAUCCCAUCCACCACCUCCUGCUCCACGGCACCUGGCCCUGGUCUGCAGCUGUGUGAGUGUUUUAGGGGGCCUGGCCAGAGAGGGCCCGAGGCUCAGCAUCGUCCUGCGGAAGAAGCUCUGUCCUGAUGGCCGUGGAUGUGGGAAAAUCACCUUCUGAGGAGUCACUGAGCAGGAAGGCCGAGGGCGAUGCCAGGUGGGACAGCGCAGAUACAGAGAUGGACUUCCCGGAGCUGGCAGGGAGCCUGCAGCAGCUUUUAGGGACAGAGGAAGCCAAGCCCAGCCUGCAAGGGACAGAGGGUGUGGCAGUGAGCAGACACAGUCACAUGGCCGCUGACCUUACCCACGGAGGCUCCAGCUGCCACCCAGAAGUGUCUUCAGCAUCUGCACCCGGAUUUCCCAAACCAAGAGCGAACUCCUCAGGGAAAGGGUUGUUAGUGGAUAGAGCUGCUGAUGGUGGCCCUGUGCCUUGUCGAGUUGGCCACUGGUUCCUCUCCUCAGAAGAACAGCAGGUGAAGGCAUCGGGCGGUGGGGACCCGGUGUCCAGCCCUCCCAGCCGGCGCAGCUCUGCCGAGGAGAACGUCCUUGCUGGCAGCCGCCACGAUGCCCAUGCUGGCCGUCGGAGACAGAGUCUGGGAGCUCAGUCCCCGUGUCCUUCCACCCCAGAGCUCCUGCGGCCCCAGACCCCGCCCAGCCCCGAGAGCGCCCUGCGGAGCCGCUCCGUGCUCAGCCUCUCUGCUCUGUCCUCCGAAGGAAACGGCCCCUCCGAGGAGCCGUCCGGAAGCUUGCCAGCCAGCACGGAUGUCCCUUCUGCGGCCACCACGGCUGCCCAGGACCUGUGCUCCCGAUGGGGGGUGGAAGGCAGGGCCCUGCAAAGGCGGGAGCCCCCGGGCGCUCUGCUCGAUUACCGCAGCUCCGUGGGGCGCAUCCGGGAGAUCUCCUCCUACCAAGCCGAUUACUGGGCCUGUGCCAUUCCGGAUUCACUGCCCCCAUCUCCGGACCGCAGCUCACCCCACUGGAACCCCAACAAGGAAUACGAGGACUUGCUGGACUAUGCUUACCCACUGAAGCCGAGGUACAAGCUGGGAAGGAUACCGGAGCCUUUCCUCCAUGACUCAGGAAUAGGUCUGGACAGCUUUUCUGCUUCUCCUGACGGCAUGUCCAGGUCCACCAGCAUCUACGGCCGAGCUGGGCAGUCUCGGGGAAGCAGAGAAAAUGGACUUUGGGAGUUCGUGGCCUGUUCAGAGAGAUUCUCCACCCCAAAGCCUGGAAAAAGAGGCUGCUCAGGAGCUGUCUCAUACUUUGAACCUUCACCUAUUGCCAAAGCAUCAUUUACAAGCAGUGCUUCCUCUCACCUUUCCAGAGGUUUUGCUAAGGAUGUAAGGGUGGAAUCAUCUGAGCCAAGCUCACCUGGGCGCCCUGCUGCCGAUGGGAGAAGCUGGGAUAUCAGAGGAAGCCCCUGCCCAAACUACACAGGGCAGGUGAAAAGCACCAGUAGGUUUUUACCCACCACAGGAGUGCUCCCCCUGAGGAAGAAGUGGGAGAGUGAUGAAGAAUUUCUUUCCCUGCCUCCAAGACUGAAGGAGCUGGAAAGGCUGGCUCAGUUUUUGUCCAAUCUUUCCUUAACUAUAAGGACGCCUGGGCAUGACCACCAUAACCUUCCACAUCACAGCACCAGCAAGGAGCCCCUUUCAUCUAGGCUGGCUCCUUUUGAAGAAGUGAGAGGUGGGGGUGACAGAGGGAAUACUGAGGGUUAUGCUGGGCUGUGGCAACACCGCAGCUCCCAAAAGCCCAGCUGGGAAAGCACAGACUCGAAUGGCUGGAUCCACAUGGAUCAUCCCCGCGGGCUUCAUCUACCUACUGGUCUCAGGGACACGUCGGAUGGGAUGUGCCUAAAUGAACCACGGGUCAAGGGGCAUCCAAAGAAGAGCCAGCAGAGCGAGUCCCUUAUCCAGUGUGUUAAGAUGUUUUGCUGCCAGCUGGAAGAGCUGAUCCGUUGGCUGUACACCGUGGUGGAUGUCACCGGCAGCUGGGUGCCACCCUCGCCGGAUGCCGAGAGCGUGUUGGCCUCGCUGCACCGCUACCUGGAGUUCAGGAAGGAUGUGGCCGACCACCGGAGUCUGACUGAGAGUGUGCUGGAGAGGGGAGAAGCUCUCCUGGACUGCAUGGCAUCAAAUUCGCCAGCUCUGAAAGACACGCUGGAUCUGAUUGCCAAACAGUCGGAGGAGCUCGAAAGCCACGCAGAGCACCUGUACAAGUCCAUCCUGGUUGCUGUGGGGCAGGACAAGGCGGCUGCAGCACACGGCUGCUCCCUGGGUGCUGCCUCUGUCAGACCUAGGCUGCGUUAGCCCAUCUCAGGAGGGCUGAGAAGAAUUGCAGCAAGCACCAAACCACCUCCAUCACCUCACCAGAGAUGCCAAAAUCUGUGUCCAGUUGCCCACAGGGCUGAUUUCAGUGUGGGUUUGUGCCAUGGCUUGAGAAAGGUGUUCCGUACAGCAGGUGUGCUGGGAUGUCCAGAGUUGUGUAAGGAAUGUACAGUUGGCCUUUUCUAGUUUGUUUUUUUAACAUAGCUUCCUUUUUUUUUUUUUAAUUUUUUAAUUGAAGUGGGCUGUUCUGUGUUAGCAAAACGUCAGGGAAGAGUUUUUUAACUGAGCAAUCCAUAGUGUGCCGUGCGCUCGCUAAGUAAAGCCGUGUGAUUUUAAUAGCCCUGUUCUCAUGGUUUGUUUAUGCUCGUCAAAAAUAGGUGCAAGAAGCCAAGAAAAAGC
This is a messenger RNA of Pyrgilauda ruficollis (rufous-necked snowfinch), 5145 nucleotides long. RefSeq names its product centrosomal protein 68 (gene CEP68). The record is from RefSeq and is a predicted model, not a curated record. The coding region runs from base 2509 to 4728 and encodes 739 amino acids. The transcript is spliced from 7 exons. Lineage: Eukaryota; Metazoa; Chordata; Aves; Passeriformes; Passeridae.